This is a messenger RNA of Diatraea saccharalis (sugarcane borer), 1284 nucleotides long. Lineage: Eukaryota; Metazoa; Arthropoda; Insecta; Lepidoptera; Crambidae. The record is from the annotation of a GenBank genome assembly.
AUGAUAGGGGUGGGUUGUGUGAUGGUGUGCACAGUGUUGACGCUUGUGGUCGGUUUACACGAUGAUUCUCCAUACUGUGCGGUGCGGUACCGCCGACUGUGCCAGGGCAAGGGGUGGCACGUCGGCUGUCAGUUUCCCCAACCUGGUCCAGGAAUAGCAUGUGCGAACUACUCCCCUAUAAAAUUUCAGGAUAGUCUAAAACACUUCAUAACACACUACAUAAACAGUCACAAUAAAACUGUAACGGAGUGGGACCGAGAGUUGGCCAGCUUAGCUCAGCGACUGGCGGACCAAUGCAAUUUUGUACACGACGAAUGCAGAGCCACGGUUCGCUAUCCGUACGCUGGGCAAACAGUCGGAGAGGUGAGAUGGCGUCGGUCGAGUGAUUCAGACGUGCUGACAGCCCAGCGCGCCAUCAGGAGGGUGUUCGAUGCCUGGUGGGGAGAGCGCAGACGUGUCCUACCCAAUCAGCUCACUGCCCCUUUUAGGCUCACUGCUAAGGGUGCAGUAUGGGGUCACUUCAGUCAGCUAGCAGUAUGGUCGUUGCGCGCGGUGGGUUGUGGAGCAGUCAGACACGGCGCUUACUACCCUCGACUGCUGCUGGUUUGCGACUUCUCUCAUACAAACAUGCUCGGGCAGCGGACGAUUUCGCCCGGUCCAUUGGCUCACUGCCCACCACAUUUCGAGAGAAGAGCGCGGUCUGCGUACCCGCUACUCUGUGCUACGGUUCGCCAUCCGGCACCAACAGAACAUUACGAAGCUGAGUCUACUGAAGACUAUUGGAGCGAUGACGAAGACGAGAAUACCAGCUUGCUAUCAAGUUUUCCCGACUCGCACAAAAGUCAUGCUACGACACAAAAGACUAAAAUACAAUUCCUGACCACAAGAACCGUAGAUAGAAAUACGGAAUGGAGGACGGAUAAUACGUUUCAAGGUGUAAUACAGACUCGAACUAAGGGAGCUCUGAUUCACAAGCUGGACCGCGAACUGGAAUACAGGAACAAAGCUAACAAUAAGGUUUGGCUCGGUUUCGUUGACGAUGCCAAUUGGAGAUCAAGCGUGCCAGCUGAUGAGAAACCGAAAAAGCUUUUAAAUACAGAACAAGAAACGAAACAAGGUACUGGUAAAGGUUUAACUACAUUAUACGACGGAAUAUUGGAGUAUCGAAGACGUCCCAACAUUUCAGAACAGGGUUCACUCAGAUUGGACAAAGAUGAUAUCGACCAGCUGUUCAAAGAUACAGGCUUCAAUCCGCAUUGGCUCAAACGGCGACCUGCACCAUAA